Messenger RNA from Capsella rubella, 1159 nucleotides. RefSeq lists its product as uncharacterized. Bases 30 to 1049 code for a protein of 339 amino acids. The record is from RefSeq and is a predicted model, not a curated record. NCBI's taxonomy places the organism in Eukaryota, Viridiplantae, Streptophyta, Magnoliopsida, Brassicales, Brassicaceae. The transcript is spliced from 3 exons.
AUUUUUUAACCUUCGUCACUCGUAAAACAAUGUCGUGGCUCUUCAAAUCUCGCGGCGAUGAAGACGAUCCCGAACCUUCUUCUCCCACCACUACUCACGGCGGUGUUAAAGAAGAUCUAUCUUCCUUACUCCGCGGCGUUGCAGCUUUCUUAGCACCGCCUCCGUCUGCUUCUCCUGUAGAAGAACGCCACCGUUCAUCUGAUUCACCAACUCAGCAAGCACUCGUCGGGAUCCGCAACGAUCUGGCUGAGAUUCGUGGGAAUUUCACAAAUUUCGCAUCGAAUUUGCUUCAGUUCCCUAGUAAAAGUAAUAGCAGUAGUAAAAGAUCUGUGUUUGAGGUUGAGGGUUUGGAUCAAGUUCCUGGGAUUUCUGAAGAAGUUGUCGAUUUCGCGAUUAAAAUCGCUACGAGACCAGGUUGCUGGACAGAUUUUCCAUUGUCACUCAAUACGGAAUUCGAAUUGUCUGAGGCUCAGAAGGCACAUGCAUCAGCCAUUGAACAUCUGGUUCCUGACCUUGUAGCUGUGAAGAAUGAAGUUAGCAGUUACAUGGAUGAUGAACACUUCUGGCUGAUUUAUUUUAUUUUGCUGAUGCCGAGACUGAAUGGACAUGAUUUUGAACUCUUAGCAACCUGCAAGGUAUUUGAAACAAGGGAUCAACUUUUACUAAAGCUGCAAAACAAAGAGACAGGGUCAAGCAAGAGCUCUGUUGGUCACGAAACUCCUGAAGAAGGCAGCAGCAGUAAGGCAACAAAAACCGUGGAGGGAGUCAUCGACAAUAUAGAGACACUAAAAAUUGAACAGAGAGAGACAAGUGAUGAAUCAUCUGAAGAAAGACGAAGGAGUUUCAGAGAUGAAGAAGUAAUCUCCUUUAGUGAUUUAGAUGUAGACGACCUCUCAGAGAAGCCAAGUUCCAACAAGAGUACACUGAAACGACCAGCAUCAAACGCAAGCGGUUCAAGCUGGGUUCAGCUCAGCAAGAGUCAAGCUGGACAUAGCAAGGACUCCGAAGGUGAUUCCAGUGACUGGCUUCCGGUUGGCGAUUCUGAUUAAUGUUGAAGGUAUAAAUUGGUGAUAUUACUUGUAAAGUUGUGACUAUUGAACUAAAACCUAGCACAUUUUUAGUAAUAAAAGUCUUACUGUGUAGUAACUGAAUUGGCUUA